Molecule: messenger RNA, 4125 nt
Organism: Cavenderia fasciculata
Lineage: Eukaryota; Evosea; Eumycetozoa; Acytosteliales; Cavenderiaceae
Exons: 5
Coding region: 1-4125 (1374 amino acids)
Biological process (GO): mRNA catabolic process
Cellular component (GO): exosome (RNase complex); P-body
Molecular function (GO): 3'-5'-RNA exonuclease activity; RNA binding
Source: RefSeq, a predicted model, not a curated record
AUGUACAAAGCCGAUCGAUUGACAAUUUGUGAUACCGACGUCGUCAGACUGGAUCAUCACUACCAACUAAAGAGUAGCAGCGGCAACAAACCCACAGAGCUUCGAGCUAACAACAACAUUUCAUCUCCAACAGCCACAACGACAACAGCGGCAGCAGCAGGAAACACCGGCAGCCGACUGCAACAGUUAAAUGGUACCCACUUGCCAGCUACCUCCUCACCCGGAGCGACGUCUGGAGGAGGAGGAGGAGGAGGAGGAUCGUCACUUGUAAUAUCAUCACCUUCUUUUUCACCAAAGAAGAAGUACUACGCCAAUACACCUCCUCCUUCUUCCAAUUCCUCCCCCUCUUAUCCAAAUUCACCAAAGGAUGUAGCUACAUCUCCCAAUAACAAUAAUAAUAAUAAUAAUAAUGGUAGCGCCUCAAAGAAUAAUAAUGCGAAUCAUCUUGGAAAUAAUAAUAACAAUAACAAGACCAACAUUGCACCCAAUUCGAUUGUCGGCGGCGACAAUACAUCACAAACAACAACAGCAUCAUCAACAACAGGGUCAAUACCAACUAUAGUUGACGAAAGCAACAUGAAUGGUAAAGCAAACAAAAAGAAAAAGAAAAAGAAAUCACCACUUUUGAAUGGAAGUAGUAAUGGAGUUGCCACUUCUGCUGGUAAUGGUGGAAGCAAUAGUCCCACUGGAAAUGGACAACAACAACAACCAUCCCAGUCUGCCUCCUCUCAACCAACCUCUGCUUCUUCCUCCACUUCUUCCACUUCUUCUUCUUCUUCUUCAUCAUCAACAACAACUGCACAACCAAAUCCACUUUCGUCAUCCACUUCAUCAACAUCAUCUGGUAAUUUAUUAUCAACUUCUUCAUCAUCGUUGAUUAAAAAAGAGAUACCACCUGAUGACACUGAAUGGACCUCACGCACUCUAUUCAUCCACAAUAUAAUGCCCGAUAUGAACGAAUCGCAUAUAAGGAAGUUUUUAAAUACCGAUAUCCCCUAUCAAUUCCAUAAAUCAACAAAACCGAAUCAAUUGUACAUACUAUUUAAUCAUCCUUCCCAAGCCAAACAGGUUUUCUACUGUAUCAAUGGAAAAAGAAAAAUUGAUGUAAGUAAUGGGGGACAACCAUGCGUAAAAUUAAUGUUUGGAGGAGAAUACAAGACAGUUAUUAGAGGUACAAAUCCGGAUCCAUUCCCAAUGUUUGGACAUUUCCAACCAAUGACUUCAUCGGGAAUAUUUGAUAGUGCUGGUACACCCACGGCAGCAACUGCUACCGCUACUACCACUACUAGUAGUAGUACUACUAGUACUACAUCGGGUACGACCAGUUCGGGUAGUCCAUUAAUCAACAACAUUGUGAGUACUACGGGUAUUGGUGCAAGUGGAACUGCGUUGGCUGGCGGUGGCGGGUCGUCAUUUAUCGACAAUCCCUUUACACACCACUCCAUGUCGCAGCCAUCGUACUAUGACCAUCCAUCCUCUGUAACUCUAUUAAAUGACUUUUACUCCUCUCAACCUUCGACCAUCACGUCGCCCACUGGCACCAACACCUCGACACCGAUCAUCCCAUACAACUUUGAUCCAAUUGUCGAGUACACUACUAGCAGUACCGCCAACAGCACCACCUCCUCCCCCUCACAACAACUGUUUAAUAGGGCCUCCUCGAUGAACCAGAGCAGUCCCUACUUGCAAAUCCAGUCGACACAAACCAACCAACAACAACACCAGUCGAUUGGCUCGCUAUCACAUCUUCACCACCACCAGCAGCAGCAACCCGCCAGUGGCAGCAGCGCUGCGUCGCAGUUCCAUCAGCAACAACAAAACGACCGCUUUCAGAGAGACCAACAACAGCAGCAGCAGCAGCAACAACAGCAACAAUUGUACCAAUCCACUUAUAACCAGUACAAUCCACAGUCCUCGUAUCAACUUGGGUAUAAUCAACUUGGCUAUUCGCAGCUGGGAUACCAUCAACCAACACAACAACAACAGCUACAACAACAACAACAGCCAUUGUCACCACACCAUCAUCACUCUCAACAACAACAACAACAUUUGCAACAGCAAACACAGACAACAAGCUACAGCGCCGGCAUCAAACCACAACAGCCGCCACAGUCGCAUCAUCACCACCAUCAUCAACAACAUAUACAACAACAACAGCAGCAGCAGCAACAGCAACAACAACAGCAGCAAUCUGCACACCAUGCACACGCACACCAUCAUCACCAUAGUCAUGCCAAAAAUCAAAUCGAUGGCUACCUCAAUAUCCUCGAAACGCUCAAAGACGACCAGAUACUCAUUUACCCUGCCAACUCACUCAGCACGUUGCAGCGAGUGUCGACAUUCAACUUUAAAAAGUUCCCAGCGAUUUUCAGCCACACAAGUCAGACCAAGGACACUGAAACCAAGGCUACACUCGUGACUGGCUUUAUCCGCGACUUUGAAGACCGCAAAAACACCAUCUCGGCUCCAACAUCGUCGAUUCUCAAGCAACAGCAAGACCACGACUCGUACCAACAGCAGACACAGCAGCAACAACAACAGGCGCACAAUGGAGUGUUCUAUUUCUGGUGCUAUGAAAAGAGCACACCGACACUCCACAUGAUCAGUAACCUCAACUCGAGUUACUUGCGCGAGCGUUGUGGGCGUCUGUCGAUCCUCAUCUUGACCGACUUUUCGCACGACAAUAGUUAUGCCAUUGGUACGAUCCAGUUCUUUAGCGGGUCGCCUCUUGAUGCACUCACCAUUACCCGAUGCAUCUUGCUCAACCACCAGGUCUUCCACAGCGAACACUUUCCAUCAGAGCUCGAGCAAGAGUUUGACGAUUGGACCAUCUCACUCGAGGAGGAGAAACGUCGUGUCGAUCUGACACACCUCUUCCCCGUGACAAUUGACCCACCCUCGUCGACCGAUCUCGAUGACGCACUCAGCUUUAGAGUGUUGGACGAGCGUCAUGAAGGUUUGGCCGUCUUUGAGAUUGGUAUUCACAUUAGUGACGUCUCGCACUUUCUCGACAAGAACAGCAGUCUUGAUCUCGAGGCAGAGUUUCGUCUCAACACGAUCUAUCUUGUUGGCAGCGUCAUUCCGAUGCUACCCAAGAACCUGUCGAGCAACGCCUGCUCACUCAAACUCUUCCAGAAGCGAUACUGUUUCUCGUUGCUCAUAAAGGUGCGUUCCGACGGCAAGAUCAUUGACAACCAGUUUUGCAAGAGUUACCUGCGAUCAAUGGGUCACAUGUCCUAUGAAAAGGCACAAAAGGUGAUCAACAAGUUCAAGGAACAGCACUCUUCGCUGGCCGAGUACGCCAACAACAAAAUCUGUCUCGAUAUUCCCAAGACGGACAAGUCGAUCGGCUCCAUCCUCGAGCAGCUGUCGGCCGGUCAGCCAUCGGCAGAUAUCGAGGAGCGCGUGACACAGUCCAUCUGGGGAAUGUACUUGAUCAGCAGUCUGCUCAACAACCUGCGUCGCGAACGUGGUGAGAUUUUUGAUAUUGGUAGCAACAUCAACUUUGAACUGUCGGUUGAUGGCACACCCUUUGCCGUCAACACCCUACCUAAACUAGAGAGUCACGUACUGGUGCAAGAAUAUAUGCAUAUCGCAAAUAAUCUUGCUGCCAUUGCUCUCCUAAAGGAUGAAAUCAUCGACUUUGGUAUCCUUUAUUCCCCAUGUCCUCUAAACACUCAUCAAUCCUCGUUCAAGGACAAGGAGAAACCAAUUAAAAAGCAGUCAACCGAAUCGGAUGGCUCUGAAAAGAGUAGUAAUAAUAAUACUGCUACAUCAAAAGAUGAAGCUGUAGUAGAUAAUAAUACUACUACUACUACUACGACAACUACCACCUCCUCAUCAUCCUCCUCUUCCUCCUCCUCCUCCUCUGCUACUACAACUACCACACCAGCAGUAAAAGAUAAUUUAUCAAAUCUAUUUAUUACAUCGUCACAAUUAGACAAUCUGAAAUUCAAUAUGGAGGUUUCCUGUGACAAGAUUGAUUUCAACGAUGAAAUCGAUGAUCAAGAUGACAACUAUGUCUCUCAACAAAUCGAUGUCUUCCUUUCGGUAGAACCAUUCGUCCUCUUCCGUAAUGGUUUAAUUCCAAAGGUCAAGGUAUCAAAAAAUCCUCCCUUCCUUUAA